Coregonus clupeaformis (lake whitefish) is the source of this 4556-nucleotide messenger RNA. Its product is annotated as solute carrier family 35 member F5. Lineage: Eukaryota; Metazoa; Chordata; Actinopteri; Salmoniformes; Salmonidae. The record is from RefSeq and is a predicted model, not a curated record. The transcript is spliced from 16 exons. Gene Ontology annotation, biological process: regulation of peptide transport. Gene Ontology annotation, cellular component: membrane. The coding region runs from base 531 to 2027 and encodes 498 amino acids.
AUAAGUUUUAAAAACUGGUCAUGAAUGUUACUGCAGCAGAAAAGUUUUUGGGACUUAAGGAUUUUACAUCUGAAGACCGGAAGAACCGCUCUCCCAGGUUCCCCUUGGGCCUGUGUAGGGAUCCGAUCUGUUUUAUUUUUUUAACAGAAAAGUUGUUUAAUUUAUUUUAUUUUAUUGGUCGUUUUUUGUUUGUUCAGUUUUUUUGGGGAAUCCUGUUUCCAUCCGCAUAGUAGGUGGCGGGUUGCACAUUCGAUUGUGUGAUCGCCAAUAUACCAUAGAAGAAGAAGAAGAACGAGUGUUGCUAUUUACAUCCAAACCAGUUGAGAUAUUUAUGUUGUCAUCACAUACUGUACGUUUAUUACCGAUGAUCCAGCAGUUGUAUUUUUCUGCAAAGGCGAAGAAGUAACGACCACGUCAAAUAGAACAAAGCCUACUUGCCAUCUAACGUUUCAGAUUCCUGCCUGACUGAGGAGAGUCGGAACGUCCAAAACUCUGAAGAAUCCUGUAUUAGGAUUUCCAGCAGUGUCCAGAUGGUGUGGGUGUUCCUCAUGAACCGGAUGGGGUCUCAGGGCAGCACAGUGGCCCAGCGGAGACGCACAGCCCUGGGGGUGGUCAUCCUCCUGCUGGUGGAUGUCAUCUGGGUGGCCUCCUCUGAGCUCACCUCAUACAUAUUCAAGCGGCAGGAGUACAACAAGCCCUUCUUCAGCACAUUCACCAAGACCUCCAUGUUUGUGCUGUACCUGCUGGGGUUCCUGCUGUGGCGGCCAUGGAGGCAGCAAUGCACGGGCAGUCUCCAGGGACGACACGCAGCCUUUUUUGCUGAUGCCGAGGCCUACUUUACCCCCUGUAUCAAUGACACCAGUUUGAAUGACCAUACCCUAAGUGAACCCCUGUAUGUUCCAGUGAAGUUUCAGGACCUUCCGACUGAACAGACAAACUGUGCCAAUGGAGAUUGUGAUUCCACCUAUAAAAAGCAGCGGGUGCGCUUCAGCAACAUCAUGGAGGUGCGCCAGCUCCCGUCCACACAGGCCCUGGAGGCCAAGCUAUCACGCAUGUCCUACCCCGCCGCGAAGGACCACGAGUCCAUGCUCCGCACAGUGGGAAAGCUCACCGUCACCGACGUGGCCAAGAUCAGUUUCUUCUUCUGCUUUGUGUGGUUCCUAGCCAACCUCUCCUACCAAGAGGCCCUGUCGGACACGCAGGUUGCCAUAGUGAACAUUCUGUCCUCCACUUCAGGUCUCUUCACCCUCAUCCUGGCGGCCAUAUUUCCCAGUAAUAGCAGCGACCGCUUUACUCUGUCCAAGCUCUUAGCUGUGGCUCUGAGCAUGGGAGGAGUGGUUCUGGUCAGUUUCUCCAGCAUGGAUAGCACUGACGGAAAAGGCACUAUAGGCUCUCUGUGGUCGUUGGCUGGGGCUGCUCUGUACGCAGUCUACAUCGUCAUGAUCAAGAGGAAGGUGGACCGGGAGGACAAGCUGGACAUCCCCAUGUUCUUUGGGUUUGUGGGGUUGUUCAACCUGCUCCUCCUGUGGCCAGGGUUCCUUGUGCUUCACUACACGGGCUUCGAGGCCUUUGAGCUGCCCAGCAAGCUGGUGUGGAUCUACAUCCUCAUCAACGGCCUCAUCGGUACCGUGCUCUCCGAGUUCCUCUGGCUCUGGUGCGUCUCGGUUGAUGGAGGGAUUGAACGGCCACAUAUUAUGGGCUGCUUUCUCACCUCCUCCCUAAUAGGCACUCUGGCCCUCAGCCUCACUAUCCCACUCUCCAUCAUAGCAGACAUAUGCAUGCAGAAGGUGCGUUUCUCCUGGCUGUUUUUCGCUGGAGCGGUUCCCGUAUUCCUCUCCUUCUUCAUCGCCACUCUGUUAUGUCACUACAACAACUGGGACCCUGUCAUGGUGGGCCUACGAAGAGUGUUUGCCUUCAUAUGCCGCUCGAAACACCGGAUUCAAAGAUUGCCAGAAGAUAGCGAACAGUGUGAAAGCCUUAUUCCCUUACACACUGUCUCCCAUGACAAUGAAAGCUUCUGCUCGUGAUCUACCAGCCAAUCACAAGAUGGUGAAUCCAGCGCAGAGCGGCACGCUGAAGGUGAAGUGACAAUCUCCAAGCGACCAAACAGAGACCUUACCCCCAGUGCCUGUUAUUCAACCUAUUUAUUCUCUGCAGUGUGGAGAUGACCGAUCCAUCUCUACAAGAUGAACUCUUUUUUCCUUUGUACAAUGUUGACGCGACUCGUCUUUGACUGAGAUCGUGUGUGUUUUGUUAUGUCGGAUAUCGUUGUGUAAAAAGAAAAACUUGAUGGUACUGAAAGUGCUUUUCUCAAUGGUUCAUAAUGUUAUGUGGCCACUUGAAAUGGUACGAGUUUAAAUAAUGGGACAGAGGCUUCAGUCAGGCCAUAAGAAGAAGAAGAGCAAGGUCACUUCUCUUGUGGAAGCGAUUUUAACCAAUAAAAGGGGUAUUGUCUUUGUUCCAAACAGAAAAGUGCUUCGAUUGGCUAAUGUAGAUGUAUCCUCUUGUUGGUUUUCUAUAGCCUCACUGCUUGUUCACAGGUGUGGGUUUGGAGCAGGCAAAAUUCAGACCUGCUAAUCUAGAAAUAGUAUGGUUGGUCAUGGACUUCAUUAUCAGGCCAUUUAGGUGACUUACAAAUCUGAUUUACCGAUCUGGCCAUAUUCACAAAUGGUCUCAGAGUAGGAGUAUUGAUAUAGGAUUCGUGUAGCCUUUUAGAUCAUAAUAAAUAUAAUUAUAUGGACAGGGAGGACCUGUACUAGAUCAGCACUGCUACUCUGAGACACUUUUUGAAUACAGGCCCAUUUGUGCAGUGCUUGCUCCGAAUCACUGUGAACAUGCAGUCUCUGAAGUUUGAGAUUAGAAGAGAGCUGAGCACAGCUGUUGACUACCGCCUUUGAUUUCUCCCCCAUACUCUACAUCCCUCCAUCUCUAGCCCCUGGCAGCCAGGCAAUGCUGGAUCAUGAAGGAAAACUGUGAUGAAGACGUUUGUAUGUGUUUGAAUGUGAACUAACACUAACCCCUCAACUAAACUAAGCUACAAUACAAAAGUUAUAAUGCUGCUGCCUUUUCAACCGAAAACAGUUACCAUCUCAAAACAGGUGUAAAUACUGUACUACGCCAUGAAAUGCAAAUAAAGUAUUGUUACUUUAGUUUGUAUUUCGCAUAAUGACCCUUCUAUACAAAUCUAGCCUAUAUGUUCAGAUGUUUUAGUCCACAUUUUUUGGGGUAAAUCUUGACUAUGUUAUGACACUAAAAAAGGAGGCAUGGAUUUAAAACAGACCAAGUAAAUUGAUUUUGCAGUAUGGUUAACAAAAACACUAUUUCUCAUCCAAUUAAGUUCCCUUAGUCUUAAUAGAGACAAUUAGCUAAUAAUGAUCUGUUUUAUUGCAUCUGAGAUUUUCUACCACUCCUCGGUGGGCAUUAGGUGCCACGAAUGGAGACUUGAUCUGAUUUGAUUAUCUUUCAACAAUUCUGUUAAUGGACCAUUUUAUGCCAUGAAAAUGUUUGUAUGUCCAACAAUUGUAUUUUAGACAUUUUGUUUGAUCAGCACAUACAAUGCAAAUCAAUCACCCACUCCCUCUUAUUCUGCUGAUGAUUUUAAUUUGAUGAGUAAAAUCAUUUUUUUUUAGUUUAUCUAACCGUUGAUGUACACCAUGACAAGGGGCAUGUUAUCAAAAAUGUUCCACCAGCUGUCAACCAGUGUACAGAACUUUAUGGAGUGUUUGCUCAGUGUGGAUAUGAGACAUUUUAUGACUGGAGAUAACUGCCGGAAGUAAUUACUUGCCCUGUAAACUGUAAAAAAGUUUAGCCCCUCAAGAGCCAUCUUUAACUUUGUAUAACUCUGUUUUAUUUUCACAUUGUCCAAAAAAAAUUAUACCCUAGACAAUAGCUUUUAUCACCAUCAGCUAUGAUUAAUGCACCAAGGAAGUCAGCUGUGAGAUGUAUUUGGUUGUUUAAUUCACGGGGUUCCUGUAGUCUAUUUAUACUUGCAAAAAACCCAGAAACUCUGAAACUGUACGUCCUAUGAAAGUUGAUAAGCUAAAGUUUAGAUAUGAAACAAAUGAUCAUAUCCCCCAUAUCAUCCAUUUGAAGAGUUUAUUAUCAUGUUUUUAAAAUGUAUGCGUUUUCAAAAAUGAAAAUCAUAUUUUUUCAAUGGUGCUUACGAAAUGUGCGUAUAUCGUAUUUUUUUUCUUUCUCAGGUACUUUGUGGAAGACUGACUUUAUUUUCCUUUGUCCAAUUAGAUUUUGUUUUGAUAAUUUUCCUUUUUAUUAAUGGAUCUCUUUUUAAAAUAUGUAUACAGAUUUAUAAAAGUGUGAUCAUCAUAGUUUACUGUAUCAUCACAAGCUCUUUUAAAGGAAAGAUUCACCCAUUUUGAAUGUUAUAUCGUUUUUGUGCAUCUCUGAGCGAUGUUCUAUCGAUUCCUGGGAUCAUGCACAAAAACGAUAUAACAAAAAAUGGGUGAAUGUGAAUCUUUCCUUAAAGAGUCUUUGUUGUUCCGUAAGUCCUUUUUCAAUGUUAUGCUGCACUAUUAAAACUAUGUGAAGAUGUAUUUUCA